Messenger RNA from Gossypium raimondii (Peruvian cotton), 2748 nucleotides. Its product is annotated as mechanosensitive ion channel protein 8. Gene Ontology annotation, cellular component: plasma membrane. The transcript has 5 exons. NCBI's taxonomy places the organism in Eukaryota, Viridiplantae, Streptophyta, Magnoliopsida, Malvales, Malvaceae. Bases 137 to 2482 code for a protein of 781 amino acids. The record is from RefSeq and is a predicted model, not a curated record. Gene Ontology annotation, biological process: monoatomic anion transport; transmembrane transport. Gene Ontology annotation, molecular function: mechanosensitive monoatomic ion channel activity.
AAUUUUGGCUUUGGCUCCAUCGUCUUUCAACGGCUAACAAUUCUCCAUUUUUUUCCCUCGGAAAAACUCCCUAUUCUCCUACCAUUUAUAAGGUGCAUUCAAUGGUCAGUAGUUCUUCUUACAAAGAAGUUGAGAAAUGGAACCCUUGAGAAAGUCUUUGAAAUCAUACUGUUCUAGUGCAAAACAGCAACAAAACCCUGAACAGCAACCUCUCCUGCUUCACUCCGACGACAGUCAUACGGCAGAGUCGUUUGAUGCUCGCAAGCAGAGAGAAGAAGUGAUCGUCAACAUAGACAACAGUAGCGAUGCUGCUGUCAAGGAAAAUGGGGACAACACAUCAAGGGUUCAACAACCUUCAGGUUCAUCCAGGAAAUCCAAAGUUUCAUUUCAUGAAGUGUUGACUGAAGCUGUGCGGCAAAAGAGCAAGGACGUCUCAGGCCAAGCACCCCAAUGGUCUUCUGGUUUGGGUGGAGGACAGUUUUUGAGGUGUGAUUCAACUGAUUACCUUCGUCAAAACUCAUGGAGGCAAUUGGUGAAUAAAACCAAGUCCAGGUUGCUUGACCCACUUGAGGACCGAUAUGGAAGGAGCAACAGUAUGUACUCUGAAGACGAGUUCAAGGAAAAUAACAAUGACGAGGGAGACAAUCCAGAUGAAUACAAGGCACUGAAGUUCAAUUUACUGACGAUACUUCAGUGGUUAAGUCUGGUUCUAAUUAUAGCAGCCUUAGUUUGUAGUGUCUCCAUCCCUGGUAUCAAAAGUCUAAGGCUUUGCGACCUUCAGUUAUGGAAAUGGGAGAUAAUGGUUUUGGCAUUAAUCUGUGGACGACUUGUUUCGGGUUGGGUAAUCCGAUUAGUUGUGAUCCUCAUCGAGCGCAAUUUUCUUCUGCGAAAACGAGUUCUCUAUUUCGUGUAUGGAUUGAGAAAGCCUGUUCAGAACAGCCUCUGGUUAGGUCUCGUAUUGCUGGUGUGGCGUUUGGUAAUAAAUGACAAAGUCCAGGAGGAGACCAACAGCAAGGUGUUACCAUACGUAACCAAGAUUCUCAUAUGUUUCUUGGUGGCUACCUUGAUAUGGCUCGUCAAAACCCUCCUUGUUAAAGUCCUUGCUUCAUCAUUCCAUGUAAAAACCUUCUUUGACAGAAUCCAGGAAGCUCUUUUCAAUCAAUACGUCCUUGAGAUACUCUAUGGUCCUCCCUUGUUUGACAAAGAAGAAGAAGAGGAUAAUGAACCCGAGAUUGAGGACUCACAAAAUACCAGCACCCUUCCUCCAAGGACUGAGGCAGCACAAAAAACCAGUAAGGUGAAGAAUAGUCCCAGGAUUUCAAAGCUAAUAUCUAAGAGGAAAGCUGAGAAUAUCAAACUCGACCACCUUCAGAAGCUGAAUCAGAAGAAUAUAUCAGCUUGGAAUAUGAGGAGGAUGAUUAAUAUGGUUAGCCGCAGGAACUUGACUACCCUGGAUGAGCAGAUACUCAACUGUGAGGGAGAUGAUGAAUCUUCAGUGCAGAUUAGGAGUGAACACCAAGCAAACGAAGCAGCUAACAAGAUUUUCCAGAAUGUUACUAAGCCAGAGUCUCAAUGCAUUUACAUUACAGACCUUAUGCGCUUUAUGGGUCGAGAUGAAGCUAUAAAGGCAUUGCAAGUCUUCGGAGCAGGAAGUGAAGACGAAGAAAUCAACAAGGCAUCUCUCACCAAUUGGCUGGUCAAUGCCUUCAGAGACCGAAAAGCACUUGCAUUGUCCCUAAAUGACACAAAAACUGCCGUGGAUGAACUCCACAACAUGUUGAACAUCGUAGUAGCCAUUAUCAUUAUCAUAAUUUGGCUCAUCAUACUCGGAAUCCCUGUCACCCACUUCCUUGUAUUCAUAAGCUCACAACUUCUGUUGGUGGUGUUUAUCUUCGGGAAUACAUGCAAGACUGUGUUUGAAGCAAUAAUCUUUUUAUUCAUAAUGCAUCCAUUCGAUGUCGGUGAUCGCUGCGAGGUGGAUGGAGUGCAGAUGGUAGUAGAAGAAAUGAAUAUAUUAACCACGGUGUUCUUAAGGUGUGAUGGCCAAAAGCUUGUAUAUCCGAACAGCGUAUUGUCUACCAAGCCCAUUGGAAACUUCUACCGAAGUCCAGACAUGGUUGAAACAAUUCAAUUUUGCAUCCAUGUUUCAACUCCACCAGAGAAGAUUGCCACCAUGAAAGAAAGAAUUAUUGGGUACAUAGAGAGCAGGGAGCACCACUGGCAUCGUAACCCACUGCUGGUUGUGACGGAUGUAGAAGAGAUGAACAAGCUGAAGUUUUCGGUAUCGUCGAAGCACAAAAUGAACUACCAAAACAUGGCGGAGAGAUGGAUUAGGAGAGGCCAUUUACUUGAAGAAACGAUUAAAAUACUUAAAGAGCUUGACAUUGAAUAUCGGUUGCUGCCUAUGGAUGUGAAUGUGAGGAACAUGCCUAAUUUGGUUUCACACAGGCUGCCUUCAAAUUGGAGUACUUGUCUUAGCUAAGCUAAUUACUGGUGUAGAAGAUUUAAUAAUCUUGGUGGGAGUUUGAGAGCAGUGUUGCCUCAAUAUCCAUCUUUCUGUCUACUAGAUAGUAAGUUCAAGACAAAACAAAGCACUGUCCCAUCCCAUGACUUGGGGGAUAGCUUCUAAAUAUAGAUGGGUACAAAGAGUUGAAUAACAUUUUGUGAAAACAAAUGAUUAUGUUAGAUAAUAUCGAUGUGGCAUGUAUAUAUAUAACAAGAAUAAUCACAGUUUUUUUUUGAAGAAAA